AUGGAGCGCCAGAUGAAGGUAUGCGUCGUGGGAGCCGGAGGUUCCGGACUGCCCUGCAUUCAUUGGGCGAAGAUCUACGGCUUCGACGUCACGUGCUUCGAGGCGUCCGAGGAUAUUGGCGGGCUGUGGAGGUACAAGGACCACUCGACGAAUGAAUCCUCGGUGAUGAAGGGCACCGUCAUCAACACGAGCAAGGAGAUGACCGCCUACUCGGAUUAUCCCCCCGCGGCGGACAUCCCCAACUACAUGCACAACUCGAAGCUGAUGCAGUACUUCCGCGACUACGCCCGCGACUUCCACCUGAACCCUCAUAUUAAGCUGAAGCACAAGGUGCUCAACAUAGAGCGUACCGCGGAUUAUAGCAAGACUGGACAAUGGAAGGUUACGUACGAAAACCAAUUCGAAGCUCGGCACGAAGAGAUAUUCGAUGGAGUAUUGCUAUGCACCGGUCAUCAUGCUGACAACAACAUGCCAAAAUGGGAAGGGAUGGAGACGUUUCCCGGCAAGAUUCUGCACAGCCACGACUAUAAGAGCCCGGAUGGCUAUGGCGACAAAACGGCCGUCGUAAUUGGUGUGGGCAACUCGGGCGUCGACGUCGCCUGCGAGCUGGGCAGGGUGGCGAAACAGACGUAUCUGGUCAGUCGCCGAGGAGCCUGGAUUUUCAGCCGGAUGAAGGGAAAUGACAAGUGCUUCGACAUGGAGCUGAAUAAUCGCUUCAUCGCGCUGAAAUUCCUGAAGGUGGUCCCGAUGCGAAUCCUGGAAAAGAUGGUCGAGCACGACGUCGACAGCCGCUUUGAUCACGAGAAAUUCGGGCUCAAGCCGAAACAUCCGAUUUUUAGCGCACACCCAACCCUAUCCGACGAGCUGCCGAACCGUGUGAUGUCCGGAACAGUUAAGGUGAAACCCGGGAUCAAGAAAUUUCAAGGCAGCACCCUGUUUUUCGAGGACGGUACCGUGGCGGAAGACGUGGACGAGGUAAUUUGCUGCACCGGCUACUCGUUCCGAUUCCCGUUGCUAGAAAAGGGGAAUUUGGUUCCGAUUGAUAACAACAAUCACGGGGGAAUCUACAAGCUGAUGUUCCCGCUACAGACGGCCGACAAAAAUACCCUGUGCUUAAUCGGCUUGUGCCAGCCGUGGGGCAGCAUUAUGCCACUUUCCGAAAUGCAGGCGCGCGUAUUCUUCGCCCAGCUCCGCGGUGAUGUCAAGCUCCCAUCAAGGGAACUCCUCGAGCAGGACGCGGUGAUGCAAAAAGCGGCAAUGGCCAAGCGCUACGUGAACAGCCCUAGGCAUACGCUACAGGUGGACUUCGUACCGUAUAUGGAGGGCCUGGCCGAGCUGAUCGACUGCCAGCCGAAACCCUGGGAUUUCGCCACCACGGAUCCGAGGCUUUUCAAGGAGGUGUUUUUCGGGCCCAACGUCGCAUACGUCUAUCGACUUUCCGGGCCCUACCCUUGGCCCGGGGCACGCCAGGCCAUUUUGGACGUUCGCCAUCGUGUUGACCAGGGUAUCACCGCCGGACGGCCGCUGCGCAAGAAAUCGCUUCUAGAAGAGAUCUUCAACAAUUGGGUGCUCGUCUUCGGCCUCCUCUUCUUCGUCUACUACUUUUUCUUU
Messenger RNA from Mesorhabditis spiculigera, 1611 nucleotides. NCBI's taxonomy places the organism in Eukaryota, Metazoa, Nematoda, Chromadorea, Rhabditida, Rhabditidae. The record is from the annotation of a GenBank genome assembly.